AUGUUGGAAUAUUAUUAUCGUGUUCCACAACAAAUUUAUGAAUUAAUCGAUAAAUUAACUCAAUGUUGGCAAUUAAAUAAUCAUGCACAAUAUGUAAAUUCUGAACAUUCAAUACAACCAUUAACAGAUUCAUCUUUAAAUAUAAUUUGUAAACAAAAUAAUUUAUCAAAAAGUGAAGUUAAUAACGAAUCAAUAGGAAUUAAUAAUUCAUCUGUAUCUCUACUAGCAACAACAACAAUAAGUACAAAUAAAUCAAAUUUAGCACGAUUAGGUAUUUUAUUAGCGGGAAAACAAGCGGCUUGUAAUAAUAAUAAUGUGAACAAUUAUGAUGGAUCAACUUUUACACUUAUUGAUAGUACAGAAGAUGAAGCAGAUAGCAAUAUUGGUUUAUUUAAACAAUGA
Molecule: messenger RNA, 402 nt
Organism: Rotaria sp. Silwood1
Lineage: Eukaryota; Metazoa; Rotifera; Eurotatoria; Philodinida; Philodinidae
Source: the annotation of a GenBank genome assembly